Ceratina calcarata is the source of this 2512-nucleotide messenger RNA. It is a transcript of the gene Nup50, whose product is annotated as nuclear pore complex protein Nup50. Bases 125 to 1687 code for a protein of 520 amino acids. The transcript has 4 exons. The record is from RefSeq and is a predicted model, not a curated record. Gene Ontology annotation, cellular component: nuclear pore. NCBI's taxonomy places the organism in Eukaryota, Metazoa, Arthropoda, Insecta, Hymenoptera, Apidae. Gene Ontology annotation, biological process: intracellular transport.
AUACUUAAAAUAGAUUUCUGCUUAUAUUUAUAUCAGUAAUUGUAACACUUGACUGUUGAUGCCGAUAUUGUGUGUUUUCGCAAAAAAGAUGUACGCAAAACAGUGUUAAUUUUACUAUUAGAAUAUGUUUACAAAAAUGGCUGGCAAGAGGUCUGCAACUACAGAAUUAAAUCAUGAUAACUGGGAUAAGGAAGAUCGUCCUGAAGAAGCAGGGACAUUCAAAAAGGCUCCCAAUGAGGUAAUGGAGAAACGUGUUGUUAAAAGAGCUAAGAGACGUUUGCAACCUUCGGAUGAUUCUAGCAAAAGUGCGUUUGGUGCAUUUACUGGUUUUAAAACAGUAACAGCAUCUGCUGGAAAUCCUUCGCCAUUUAGCUUUUUAGCCAACAGUAAUACUAGUACUAAUACGAAUACGAAUGAUACAUCUUCAAAGACAGUUACAAAUAUAAAUAAAUCUACAACCAAUGAUGGUAUUAAACGUAAUGAAAAUGGCACAAGUAAACAGAAUAUUUCAGACUCACAGACUAAUCAGAAAAGUGAUUCUGAUCAGAAGGACAAAAAUAUAUUUAAAAAGUCUACGGAUUAUUUUGCUAAGUUAAAGGGUUUAAAUGAAAGUGUGGCACAGUGGAUUAAGACUCAUGUUGACUCAAAUCCAUUCUGCAUAUUGACACCAAUAUUUCAAGACUAUGAAAGGUAUUUGAAAGAAAUUGAAUCCAAACAUGGAAAUGAAACAGAAAAAUCAUCACCUUCGGAACAUGCACAGAGUACUAACGAUAAUAAGGAAGCAGUAAGUGCAGAAAAGAAGUUUGAGAGUUCUCCAUUUGGAAGUACAUCAGCGAAAUCGUUUAACACUACAGAAUGGAAACCGGAGAAAUCAAUUUUUAGCAAUAUGAAUACAAAUUCUAAAUCUAUAUUUGGACAAUCUGACGGUACUGCAGACAGCAAUAAAUCCAUUUUUAGCAUUGAUCAAGGUUUUGACUCGCAUAAAUCUCUGUUUGGUAACGUUGAACAGAAAUCUGGUUCCAAAAGUAUAUUCGGAAAUGUGAGUUCUGAAAAGAAUCCAUUCUUAAGUAAACCUUCUACUGCAACAGAUAAUAAAACAAAUGAGCAAGAAACAAAGUCAGAUUCAAAAAAUAUUACUCCUAUGACUACUACUAGCUCUUUUCCUACAACAAACACAACUACUUUUUGCUUCGGUCAGAGUUCUGCUACCAGUAAUACAUCAACUGGAUUUAGUUUUGGAAGUGCUAAACCUUUCACAUUUGGAGCUCAAAUGGUGAAGCCACAAGAACCUGAGAAUAGUGAAGCAGAAGAAGAAGACGACGAACCACCAAAAUCAGAUUUCAAGCCAAUCACGGAAGAAGGUGCAAUAUACCAACAGAGGUGUAAAGUUUUCUUUAAGAAAGAUGGUAAUUUCGUUGACAAAGGUAUUGGGACAUUGUUCCUAAAACCUACUCCAAAUGAUAAAAUCCAAUUAUUGGUACGCGCAGAAACUUGCUCAGGAAACUUGCUGCUUAAUACUUUAUUAACUGAAAGUAUCCCAACUAAACGCAUGAAUAAAAAUACGGUAAUGUUAGCUUGCGUACCAAAUCCUGAAUCUUCGCCGCCACCAGUACCAGUUCUCUUGAGAGUGAAAACAGAGGAAGAUGCCGAUGCGUUGUUAGAGGCACUUAUCAAAAAUAAGAAGUAAUUAGAAAAUUAAAGCUAUAAAUAAUAAAGAUAAUCCUAUGAAAAAAAGAAAUAUGAUUACGCUGAUUACAGAAACUGGAGAAUUUUUAAAUAUAAAAGACAGAUCUAUUUGUUAUUUGUAUUGAUUAUGAUACUUUGAUUUCUCGAGUAAAAGAGGAUUAUGUAAAAUAGAACUGCAGCAAAUAUUCUUUAUUUUUCAUUAUACGAUAGGGACGUCAUGGUAUCGUUACUAUAAAAAUAUUGCAUCUGUAAUUAAUGAAUAAAUAUUAAUCACUUUUAAAAUACUUAAAAUACAUGUUAAUCAUUUGACAUAUGUACUAAGUACGUACGUUCUUUGUACGUAUUUUGCACUAAGACGUUAAGUAUGGUUGUAUAUAUUAUUUUGAAUAUAUUAUUUCUUAUACGUUAUUAAUAUCAUGAUAGGAGAUAACUUCUAAUUAAAAAAAUAUACUCAUGCUCUGUAUUUUUUGUUCCGCAAUAAUUUUCUGCGAAAUGUUAUAUACGUAUGUAUUAAACAUGCUAUGAUAGUCUAAAGUGAGUUCAACGCAGUGAACAAUAUUUAAUCAUUCUGUGUGAAAAUAUUUAUAGUUCUUACAUUUAUGUUGUCUCAUCAAAUUCUGAAUGAAUAGAUAAAUUAGUUACCAAAUAGAAUAAAUGGAAGUAUAUCAUUUUUUUAUGAUCCAUAGUGUAUUUACAACUGAAUAUGCAAGGUGUUUUCGUGCAUAUAUCUAAUGUACAGAGUCGCUUGUUUUCCGAAUAGUAAUAUAAUAAUUUCCGCAAUUAUAAAUAAGCAAUAGACAUUAAAAUCUGUGUACAAAGUAAAAAA